Antechinus flavipes (yellow-footed antechinus) is the source of this 1928-nucleotide messenger RNA. Its product is annotated as anamorsin-like. The record is from RefSeq and is a predicted model, not a curated record. Gene Ontology annotation, cellular component: cytoplasm. Lineage: Eukaryota; Metazoa; Chordata; Mammalia; Dasyuromorphia; Dasyuridae. Gene Ontology annotation, biological process: iron-sulfur cluster assembly. Gene Ontology annotation, molecular function: iron-sulfur cluster binding.
UCCCCUCCCCGUCUCUCCCCAAUCUACUAGUCUCCUCUGAAUCCCCGCGAAGUUAUUCGCUCAUCUUCUCGCUAGAGUCCGGACGGUGAGGAACCGGCUGCUGAAGAGUGGGUGCUGGGGUGACUGUGGUGGUACCGAGUGUGCGGGCGCCCUGGAUAAAGACACCAAGGCCCAGAGAGAUUGAUUUAUCCAGUAUCAUACAGAUGAUAAUAAUAGAGCUGAGAUUCAAAUUCAGUCACACAAAAUCUCAAGGGACAGUUAAAGAUCGACUUUAAAGAACUUUGGGGACCUUACAAACUAGUUUCAGACUGGUGACAUUGCAGCAAUGGCAGAGUAUGGAAUCUCAACUGGUCAGCGUGUGGCAGUGAUCUGGGAUAGGUCAUCUUCGGUGGAGGCUCUGAAAAGUCUGGUGGAUAAACUACAGAAACUGGCUGGUGACGAGAGUCACGUGUCUGUGGAAAACAUCAACCAACUAUUACAAUCUGCUCACAAAGAAUCCAGCUUCGAUGUUGUUCUGUCGGGUCUGGUUCCAGGAAGUACAAUAUUGCACAGUACUGAAAUUUUGGCAGAAAUUGCUAGGAUCCUUCGACCAUGUGGGCAAGUCCUUCUGAAAGAGUCAGUGGAGACAACCUCAAUUCAUGAAAACAAAGUGAAGACAGCAGCUAACUGCUCAAUCCUGAAACUUUCUGGGCUUGUGGAAGUGAAGGAGUUGCAAAAAGAAUCCUUAACCCCAGAGGAGGUACAUUCAGUACAAGAGCACUUGGGUUACCAGAGUGACAGCUUGGUCUCUGUUCAAGUCAUAGGCAAAAAACCAAACUUUGAAGUAGGCUCUUCUACCCAGCUUAAGCUUUCCUUCCCCAAGAAGUCUGCCAUAUCAGAGAAACCUGCUGUGGAUCCUAAUGCUGCCAAACUGUGGACACUUUCAGCCAAUGAUAUGAAUGAUGAUGGCAUGGAUCUCAUUGAUUCCGAUGAACUCUUGGAUCCAGAGGAUUUGAAGAAGCCAGAUCCAGCUUCCCUACGAAUUGCUUCAUGUGGAGAAGGGGCAAAAAGGAAGGCCUGUAAAAAUUGCACGUGUGGCUUAGCAGAAGAACUGGAACAGGAGAAAAUGAAGGAGCAGAAGAGGUCCCAACCCAAGUCAGCUUGUGGAAAUUGUUAUUUAGGUGAUGCCUUCCGCUGUGCCAGCUGCCCCUACCUUGGGAUGCCAGCCUUUAAACCUGGAGAGAAAAUCCUUUUGAAUGAAAAAAAUCUUCACGAUGCCUAAAAGACAAAAUCACUGGGACUUGUGGGGAUUAUUCCAUUUCAAAAACUGACUCCAGCACUCAUUUCAGCAACCCUUCAAGCCCUAUCUGUUUGCCUCAUGCCUCCUUGGUUCUGCCUACACUCUUGUGAUGGGAUCCUAGAUGGGGUUGGCUUGGUAGAUAUGCAGAAAUUUGGGUAUCUGUGCUGCUGUGAACCAAAGUACUGAGAUAUAAUCAGCCAGAUUAAUUUGCAUUGGGCUAUCUGAUUCUUCGGUGGUAUUUGAAAGGAAGGUAUAGGGAAUUUCCAUCUAAUUAAUGCUGGCAGAAGGAGAUAUACACUAGAGAAGUUACCUUCUCCAUGUUAGCAUUUGGUAACCUGAUCACACUGUAUUUGGGACCUGAGCCCAACCUCUCUUGUCAGCUUGGAUCAUAUCACCCUUGAACAUGAUAGUUUUCCUUUAGUGUUAAACUUCUGUGAUGUAUUGCCAGAUCACAGAUCUGCCUCCUAAAUUGAUCGAUAAUUUAACUAAUCGUUUUAUGAGCAAGCACAUUUAUUCAGUUUGUGGUUAUUGGAAAAGAUAGUCAAGUGUUGUAUGAACUCCUUACGGUAACUAGCUUCCAGUCCAAAUGGAUUUCUGAAAACUUGAACCAUUCGUAUUUUUUAAUUAAACCCAGCCUCACUGUCUCAAA